UUUUGUUGUAUUGGCAGAUACGUCAGGAGGAUCUCUCCAGCUAGAGUAUAUCCUGAGUUGGUGUUAUCCAUGGCGCUAUUGAAAAUUGUCGUUUUAUUAUUCAUUGGAAUUACUGUUGCUCGCAAGUGCAAAUCCCCAAUAGAGUUGGCUGUAGUUGUCGAUGCAUCUGAUAGUCUGUCAUUGAACGACGUGACUUUUGUUAAAGGUUUUAUUAAAAGCGUAGGGCGCUUUUUUCGUAUCGCGGUCUUUUCAAGUCACGUGUCCGUUGUUUUGGCGGGAUCUAAUGUUAGUGAUGUCAUUGCUUUGAACAAAAUUGGUGCAAAUAAGUUCAAGUUCUAUAAAGCUGUGGAUAAAGUUGUCAAACCGCUGGGAGGAGAAUGGAGUGUGGAUAGAGGUCUUCAAAUGAUUAAAAAACGAGUUUUUACUGAAGAAAACGGGAUGCGAUCUUUUUUACCACGAAUUGUGUUGGUUGUUACGAGCGGAAUACCAGGAAAUGGAAAUGAUAUUCAACAUCAAAUAAAGAAUCUGACUGAUGUUGGAGCGAAAGUGUACAUGGUUAGUGUCGGUGAUGUUGCACGACAAGACGAACUAAUGCGCAUGAUCAGAAACGAAAGCAGUAACAUGUAUCAAGUGCAAAAUUUUCGAGAAUUGACGUCUUUGGCAUCUAUCAUCGGCGAAGAUAUUUGUCAAACACAUUAUCACGAUGAACUUGCCAUUUGCAAGACCAAAACGGACGUUGGCUUUAUAGUCGACUCAUCUGGUAGCAUUAAUAACGCUGGAUAUCUGAAAAUGAAAACUUUCAUGAAAGCAAUUUCUGUGUACCUUGGAUUCGCACCUGACGCUUUACAUGUUGGUGCUGUAUUGUACAGCAAAGAAGCAAACCUAUGGACUCGAUUCAAAGAUAAUUUAAAUCUUAGAACAUGGUUUAAAAAGUUGUGGACAAUGCCUCAUUACCGUGAUGUGACUCGUAUAGAUCUAGGUCUUGAUGUUGCCAAUACUCAAUUGUUUACAAGAAAAAGUGGAAUGCGGGAUGAUGCUAUAAAAAUAGCGAUAUUGUUCACUGAUGGUGAGCAAACUACCAGAGGAAUUAAUGACUUGAUUCCUCUCAGAGAAGCAGCUGAUAAACUGAGGGAGAGAGACAUCACCGUGUUUGCUGUUGGAAUUGGUAAAUCAGUCAGAAAAGACCAGCUAUUAGAGAUUGCUAAGACUUCGGAAUAUAUAAUAACUUUGAGCUCCUUCAAUGAGUUGGAGGCGAAAACAAGAAAAAUGGCAAAAGAUGUUUGUCAACUUGUCAAUGAUCCACCAAUCGUAAAUUUUACGCAGCCAAUUUACACGGCAAUUGAAAGUAAAAACGUAACUGUUGGUGUGUCCAUCUUUAACAAUAAAAGGAACACUCCAGUAACAAUCAGAAUCAUCCCAAAUUCUGACACAGCUGGAAGUAAUGAUUUUGAUAAUAGCAUCACCGAGAUUGAAUUUCAACCUGAGCAAACUGGAACAAAGUUUGUGGAAAUCAGUCUGAUAAAUGACAAAGAAUAUGAGGCAACGGAAGAAUUUACUAUUUCUCUUUCAUCAAAUUCAAUUGUAGUUCUUGGAAAUUCUUCUAAAGUUAAAAUAUUAGACGAUGAUGCUCCACCAGUCAUUGAAUUCACUCGACCUGUUUACGAAGUAUUAGAGAGUGAAAAUUCUGUUGCCGUUGGAAUAUCUGUUACAAAUGGAAAUGUUACUAGACCAGUCACUGUUAGAAUCUUCUCUAGUUUCGGCACAGCAAGCACAGACGAUUUCGUUGGUAUUGAUAAAGAAAUUACAUUUCAACCUGGUGAAAUUGGACCAAAAGUUGUUCAGAUUAAUCUUGUGAAUGAUAGACAUGAUGAACCAACCGAAGAAUUUAGGGUUUCACUUUCGUCAAAUUCAAGAGUAAUUUUAGGAAAUUCUUCUAAAGUUAAAAUAUUAGACGAUGAUGCUCCACCAGUCAUUGAAUUCACUCGACCUGUUUACGAAGUAUUAGAGAGUAAAGAUUCUGUUGCCGUUGGAAUAUCUGUUACAAAUGGAAAUGUUACUAGACCAGUCACUGUUAGAAUCUUCUCUAGUUUCGGCACAGCAAGCACAGACGAUUUCGUUGGUAUUGAUAAAGAAAUUACAUUUCAACCUGGUGAAAUUGGACCAAAAGUUGUUCAGAUUAAUCUUGUGAAUGAUAGACAUGAUGAACCAACCGAAGAAUUUAGGGUUUCACUUUCGUCAAAUUCAAGAGUAAUUUUAGGAAAUUCUUCUAAAGUUAAAAUAUUAGACGAUGAUGCUCCACCAGUCAUUGAAUUCACUCGACCUGUUUACGAAGUAUUAGAGAGUAAAGAUUCUGUUGCCGUUGGAAUAUCUGUUACAAAUGGAAAUGUUACUAGACCAGUCACUGUUAGAAUCUUCUCUAGUUUCGGCACAGCAAGCACAGACGAUUUCGUUGGUAUUGAUAAAGAAAUUACAUUUCAACCUGGUGAAAUUGGACCAAAAGUUGUUCAGAUUAAUCUUGUGAAUGAUAGACAUGAUGAACCAACCGAAGAAUUUAGGGUUUCACUUGCGUCAAAUUCAAGAGUAAUUUUAGGAAAUUCUUCUAAAGUUAAAAUAUUAGACGAUGAUGCUCCACCAGUCAUUGAAUUCACUCGACCUGUUUACGAAGUAUUAGAGAGUAAAGAUUCUGUUGCCGUUGGAAUAUCUGUUACAAAUGGAAAUGUUACUAGACCAGUCACUGUUAGAAUCUUCUCUAGUUUCGGCACAGCAAGCACAGACGAUUUCGUUGGUAUUGAUAAAGAAAUUACAUUUCAACCUGGUGAAAUUGGACCAAAAGUUGUUCAGAUUAAUCUUGUGAAUGAUAGACAUGAUGAACCAACCGAAGAAUUUAGGGUUUCACUUUCGUCAAAUUCAAGAGUAAUUUUAGGAAAUUCUUCUCAAGUUAAAAUAUUAGACGAUGAUGCUCCACCAGUCAUUGAAUUCACUCGACCUGUUUACGAAGUAUUAGAGAGUAAAGAUUCUGUUGCCGUUGGAAUAUCUGUUACAAAUGGAAAUGUUACUAGACCAGUCACUGUUAGAAUCUUCUCUAGUUUCGGCACAGCAAGCACAGACGAUUUCGUUGGUAUUGAUAAAGAAAUUACAUUUCAACCUGGUGAAAUUGGACCAAAAGUUGUUCAGAUUAAUCUUGUGAAUGAUAGACAUGAUGAACCAACCGAAGAAUUUAGGGUUUCACUUGCGUCAAAUUCAAGAGUAAUUUUAGGAAAUUCUUCUAAAGUUAAAAUAUUAGACGAUGAUGCUCCACCAGUCAUUGAAUUCACUCGACCUGUUUACGAAGUAUUAGAGAGUAAAGAUUCUGUUGCCGUUGGAAUAUCUGUUACAAAUGGAAAUGUUACUAGACCAGUCACUGUUAGAAUCUUCUCUAGUUUCGGCACAGCAAGCACAGACGAUUUCGUUGGUAUUGAUAAAGAAAUUACAUUUCAACCUGGUGAAAUUGGACCAAAAGUUGUUCAGAUUAAUCUUGUGAAUGAUAGACAUGAUGAACCAACCGAAGAAUUUAGGGUUUCACUUUCGUCAAAUUCAAGAGUAAUUUUAGGAAAUUCUUCUAAAGUUAAAAUAUUAGACGAUGAUGCUCCACCAGUCAUUGAAUUCACUCGACCUGUUUACGAAGUAUUAGAGAGUAAAGAUUCUGUUGCCGUUGGAAUAUCUGUUACAAAUGGAAAUGUUACUAGACCAGUCACUGUUAGAAUCUUCUCUAGUUUCGGCACAGCAAGCACAGACGAUUUCGUUGGUAUUGAUAAAGAAAUUACAUUUCAACCUGGUGAAAUUGGACCAAAAGUUGUUCAGAUUAAUCUUGUGAAUGAUAGACAUGAUGAACCAACCGAAGAAUUUAGGGUUUCACUUUCGUCAAAUUCAAGAGUAAUUUUAGGAAAUUCUUCUAAAGUUAAAAUAUUAGACGAUGAUGCUCCACCAGUCAUUGAAUUCACUCGACCUGUUUACGAAGUAUUAGAGAGUAAAGAUUCUGUUGCCGUUGGAAUAUCUGUUACAAAUGGAAAUGUUACUAGACCAGUCACUGUUAGAAUCUUCUCUAGUUUCGGCACAGCAAGCACAGACGAUUUCGUUGGUAUUGAUAAAGAAAUUACAUUUCAACCUGGUGAAAUUGGACCAAAAGUUGUUCAGAUUAAUCUUGUGAAUGAUAGACAUGAUGAACCAACCGAAGAAUUUAGGGUUUCACUUGCGUCAAAUUCAAGAGUAAUUUUAGGAAAUUCUUCUAAAGUUAAAAUAUUAGACGAUGAUGCUCCACCAGUCAUUGAAUUCACUCGACCUGUUUACGAAGUAUUAGAGAGUAAAGAUUCUGUUGCCGUUGGAAUAUCUGUUACAAAUGGAAAUGUUACUAGACCAGUCACUGUUAGAAUCUUCUCUAGUUUCGGCACAGCAAGCACAGACGAUUUCGUUGGUAUUGAUAAAGAAAUUACAUUUCAACCUGGUGAAAUUGGACCAAAAGUUGUUCAGAUUAAUCUUGUGAAUGAUAGACAUGAUGAACCAACCGAAGAAUUUAGGGUUUCACUUGCGUCAAAUUCAAGAGUAAUUUUAGGAAAUUCUUCUAAAGUUAAAAUAUUAGACGAUGAUGCUCCACCAGUCAUUGAAUUCACUCGACCUGUUUACGAAGUAUUAGAGAGUAAAGAUUCUGUUGCCGUUGGAAUAUCUGUUACAAAUGGAAAUGUUACUAGACCAGUCACUGUUAGAAUCUUCUCUAGUUUCGGCACAGCAAGCACAGACGAUUUCGUUGGUAUUGAUAAAGAAAUUACAUUUCAACCUGGUGAAAUUGGACCAAAAGUUGUUCAGAUUAAUCUUGUGAAUGAUAGACAUGAUGAACCAACCGAAGAAUUUAGGGUUUCACUUUCGUCAAAUUCAAGAGUAAUUUUAGGAAAUUCUUCUAAAGUUAAAAUAUUAGACGAUGAUGCUCCACCAGUCAUUGAAUUCACUCGACCUGUUUACGAAGUAUUAGAGAGUAAAGAUUCUGUUGCCGUUGGAAUAUCUGUUACAAAUGGAAAUGUUACUAGACCAGUCACUGUUAGAAUCUUCUCUAGUUUCGGCACAGCAAGCACAGACGAUUUCGUUGGUAUUGAUAAAGAAAUUACAUUUCAACCUGGUGAAAUUGGACCAAAAGUUGUUCAGAUUAAUCUUGUGAAUGAUAGACAUGAUGAACCAACCGAAGAAUUUAGGGUUUCACUUGCGUCAAAUUCAAGAGUAAUUUUAGGAAAUUCUUCUAAAGUUAAAAUAUUAGACGAUGAUGCUCCACCAGUCAUUGAAUUCACUCGACCUGUUUACGAAGUAUUAGAGAGUAAAGAUUCUGUUGCCGUUGGAAUAUCUGUUACAAAUGGAAAUGUUACUAGACCAGUCACUGUUAGAAUCUUCUCUAGUUUCGGCACAGCAAGCACAGACGAUUUCGUUGGUAUUGAUAAAGAAAUUACAUUUCAACCUGGUGAAAUUGGACCAAAAGUUGUUCAGAUUAAUCUUGUGAAUGAUAGACAUGAUGAACCAACCGAAGAAUUUAGGGUUUCACUUUCGUCAAAUUCAAGAGUAAUUUUAGGAAAUUCUUCUAAAGUUAAAAUAUUAGACGAUGAUGCUCCACCAGUCAUUGAAUUCACUCGACCUGUUUACGAAGUAUUAGAGAGUAAAGAUUCUGUUGCCGUUGGAAUAUCUGUUACAAAUGGAAAUGUUACUAGACCAGUCACUGUUAGAAUCUUCUCUAGUUUCGGCACAGCAAGCACAGACGAUUUCGUUGGUAUUGAUAAAGAAAUUACAUUUCAACCUGGUGAAAUUGGACCAAAAGUUGUUCAGAUUAAUCUUGUGAAUGAUAGACAUGAUGAACCAACCGAAGAAUUUAGGGUUUCACUUUCGUCAAAUUCAAGAGUAAUUUUAGGAAAUUCUUCUAAAGUUAAAAUAUUAGACGAUGAUGCUCCACCAGUCAUUGAAUUCACUCGACCUGUUUACGAAGUAUUAGAGAGUAAAGAUUCUGUUGCCGUUGGAAUAUCUGUUACAAAUGGAAAUGUUACUAGACCAGUCACUGUUAGAAUCUUCUCUAGUUUCGGCACAGCAAGCACAGACGAUUUCGUUGGUAUUGAUAAAGAAAUUACAUUUCAACCUGGUGAAAUUGGACCAAAAGUUGUUCAGAUUAAUCUUGUGAAUGAUAGACAUGAUGAACCAACCGAAGAAUUUAGGGUUUCACUUUCGUCAAAUUCAAGAGUAAUUUUAGGAAAUUCUUCUAAAGUUAAAAUAUUAGACGAUGAUGCUCCACCAGUCAUUGAAUUCACUCGACCUGUUUACGAAGUAUUAGAGAGUAAAGAUUCUGUUGCCGUUGGAAUAUCUGUUACAAAUGGAAAUGUUACUAGACCAGUCACUGUUAGAAUCUUCUCUAGUUUCGGCACAGCAAGCACAGACGAUUUCGUUGGUAUUGAUAAAGAAAUUACAUUUCAACCUGGUGAAAUUGGACCAAAAGUUGUUCAGAUUAAUCUUGUGAAUGAUAGACAUGAUGAACCAACCGAAGAAUUUAGGGUUUCACUUUCGUCAAAUUCAAGAGUAAUUUUAGGAAAUUCUUCUAAAGUUAAAAUAUUAGACGAUGAUGCUCCACCAGUCAUUGAAUUCACUCGACCUGUUUACGAAGUAUUAGAGAGUAAAGAUUCUGUUGCCGUUGGAAUAUCUGUUACAAAUGGAAAUGUUACUAGACCAGUCACUGUUAGAAUCUUCUCUAGUUUCGGCACAGCAAGCACAGACGAUUUCGUUGGUAUUGAUAAAGAAAUUACAUUUCAACCUGGUGAAAUUGGACCAAAAGUUGUUCAGAUUAAUCUUGUGAAUGAUAGACAUGAUGAACCAACCGAAGAAUUUAGGGUUUCACUUUCGUCAAAUUCAAGAGUAAUUUUAGGAAAUUCUUCUAAAGUUAAAAUAUUAGACGAUGAUGCUCCACCAGUCAUUGAAUUCACUCGACCUGUUUACGAAGUAUUAGAGAGUAAAGAUUCUGUUGCCGUUGGAAUAUCUGUUACAAAUGGAAAUGUUACUAGACCAGUCACUGUUAGAAUCUUCUCUAGUUUCGGCACAGCAAGCACAGACGAUUUCGUUGGUAUUGAUAAAGAAAUUACAUUUCAACCUGGUGAAAUUGGACCAAAAGUUGUUCAGAUUAAUCUUGUGAAUGAUAGACAUGAUGAACCAACCGAAGAAUUUAGGGUUUCACUUUCGUCAAAUUCAAGAGUAAUUUUAGGAAAUUCUUCUAAAGUUAAAAUAUUAGACGAUGAUGCUCCACCAGUCAUUGAAUUCACUCGACCUGUUUACGAAGUAUUAGAGAGUAAAGAUUCUGUUGCCGUUGGAAUAUCUGUUACAAAUGGAAAUGUUACUAGACCAGUCACUGUUAGAAUCUUCUCUAGUUUCGGCACAGCAAGCACAGACGAUUUCGUUGGUAUUGAUAAAGAAAUUACAUUUCAACCUGGUGAAAUUGGACCAAAAGUUGUUCAGAUUAAUCUUGUGAAUGAUAGACAUGAUGAACCAACCGAAGAAUUUAGGGUUUCACUUUCGUCAAAUUCAAGAGUAAUUUUAGGAAAUUCUUCUAAAGUUAAAAUAUUAGACGAUGAUGCUCCACCAGUCAUUGAAUUCACUCGACCUGUUUACGAAGUAUUAGAGAGUAAAGAUUCUGUUGCCGUUGGAAUAUCUGUUACAAAUGGAAAUGUUACUAGACCAGUCACUGUUAGAAUCUUCUCUAGUUUCGGCACAGCAAGCACAGACGAUUUCGUUGGUAUUGAUAAAGAAAUUACAUUUCAACCUGGUGAAAUUGGACCAAAAGUUGUUCAGAUUAAUCUUGUGAAUGAUAGACAUGAUGAACCAACCGAAGAAUUUAGGGUUUCACUUUCGUCAAAUUCAAGAGUAAUUUUAGGAAAUUCUUCUAAAGUUAAAAUAUUAGACGAUGAUGCUCCACCAGUCAUUGAAUUCACUCGACCUGUUUACGAAGUAUUAGAGAGUAAAGAUUCUGUUGCCGUUGGAAUAUCUGUUACAAAUGGAAAUGUUACUAGACCAGUCACUGUUAGAAUCUUCUCUAGUUUCGGCACAGCAAGCACAGACGAUUUCGUUGGUAUUGAUAAAGAAAUUACAUUUCAACCUGGUGAAAUUGGACCAAAAGUUGUUCAGAUUAAUCUUGUGAAUGAUAGACAUGAUGAACCAACCGAAGAAUUUAGGGUUUCACUUUCGUCAAAUUCAAGAGUAAUUUUAGGAAAUUCUUCUAAAGUUAAAAUAUUAGACGAUGAUGCUCCACCAGUCAUUGAAUUCACUCGACCUGUUUACGAAGUAUUAGAGAGUAAAGAUUCUGUUGCCGUUGGAAUAUCUGUUACAAAUGGAAAUGUUACUAGACCAGUCACUGUUAGAAUCUUCUCUAGUUUCGGCACAGCAAGCACAGACGAUUUCGUUGGUAUUGAUAAAGAAAUUACAUUUCAACCUGGUGAAAUUGGACCAAAAGUUGUUCAGAUUAAUCUUGUGAAUGAUAGACAUGAUGAACCAACCGAAGAAUUUAGGGUUUCACUUUCGUCAAAUUCAAGAGUAAUUUUAGGAAAUUCUUCUAAAGUUAAAAUAUUAGACGAUGAUGCUCCACCAGUCAUUGAAUUCACUCGACCUGUUUACGAAGUAUUAGAGAGUAAAGAUUCUGUUGCCGUUGGAAUAUCUGUUACAAAUGGAAAUGUUACUAGACCAGUCACUGUUAGAAUCUUCUCUAGUUUCGGCACAGCAAGCACAGACGAUUUCGUUGGUAUUGAUAAAGAAAUUACAUUUCAACCUGGUGAAAUUGGACCAAAAGUUGUUCAGAUUAAUCUUGUGAAUGAUAGACAUGAUGAACCAACCGAAGAAUUUAGGGUUUCACUUUCGUCAAAUUCAAGAGUAAUUUUAGGAAAUUCUUCUAAAGUUAAAAUAUUAGACGAUGAUGCUCCACCAGUCAUUGAAUUCACUCGACCUGUUUACGAAGUAUUAGAGAGUAAAGAUUCUGUUGCCGUUGGAAUAUCUGUUACAAAUGGAAAUGUUACUAGACCAGUCACUGUUAGAAUCUUCUCUAGUUUCGGCACAGCAAGCACAGACGAUUUCGUUGGUAUUGAUAAAGAAAUUACAUUUCAACCUGGUGAAAUUGGACCAAAAGUUGUUCAGAUUAAUCUUGUGAAUGAUAGACAUGAUGAACCAACCGAAGAAUUUAGGGUUUCACUUUCGUCAAAUUCAAGAGUAAUUUUAGGAAAUUCUUCUAAAGUUAAAAUAUUAGACGAUGAUGCUCCACCAGUCAUUGAAUUCACUCGACCUGUUUACGAAGUAUUAGAGAGUAAAGAUUCUGUUGCCGUUGGAAUAUCUGUUACAAAUGGAAAUGUUACUAGACCAGUCACUGUUAGAAUCUUCUCUAGUUUCGGCACAGCAAGCACAGACGAUUUCGUUGGUAUUGAUAAAGAAAUUACAUUUCAACCUGGUGAAAUUGGACCAAAAGUUGUUCAGAUUAAUCUUGUGAAUGAUAGACAUGAUGAACCAACCGAAGAAUUUAGGGUUUCACUUUCGUCAAAUUCAAGAGUAAUUUUAGGAAAUUCUUCUAAAGUUAAAAUAUUAGACGAUGAUGCUCCACCAGUCAUUGAAUUCACUCGACCUGUUUACGAAGUAUUAGAGAGUAAAGAUUCUGUUGCCGUUGGAAUAUCUGUUACAAAUGGAAAUGUUACUAGACCAGUCACUGUUAGAAUCUUCUCUAGUUUCGGCACAGCAAGCACAGACGAUUUCGUUGGUAUUGAUAAAGAAAUUACAUUUCAACCUGGUGAAAUUGGACCAAAAGUUGUUCAGAUUAAUCUUGUGAAUGAUAGACAUGAUGAACCAACCGAAGAAUUUAGGGUUUCACUUGCGUCAAAUUCAAGAGUAAUUUUAGGAAAUUCUUCUAAAGUUAAAAUAUUAGACGAUGAUGCUCCACCAGUCAUUGAAUUCACUCGACCUGUUUACGAAGUAUUAGAGAGUAAAGAUUCUGUUGCCGUUGGAAUAUCUGUUACAAAUGGAAAUGUUACUAGACCAGUCACUGUUAGAAUCUUCUCUAGUUUCGGCACAGCAAGCACAGACGAUUUCGUUGGUAUUGAUAAAGAAAUUACAUUUCAACCUGGUGAAAUUGGACCAAAAGUUGUUCAGAUUAAUCUUGUGAAUGAUAGACAUGAUGAACCAACCGAAGAAUUUAGGGUUUCACUUUCGUCAAAUUCAAGAGUAAUUUUAGGAAAUUCUUCUAAAGUUAAAAUAUUAGACGAUGAUGCUCCACCAGUCAUUGAAUUCACUCGACCUGUUUACGAAGUAUUAGAGAGUAAAGAUUCUGUUGCCGUUGGAAUAUCUGUUACAAAUGGAAAUGUUACUAGACCAGUCACUGUUAGAAUCUUCUCUAGUUUCGGCACAGCAAGCACAGACGAUUUCGUUGGUAUUGAUAAAGAAAUUACAUUUCAACCUGGUGAAAUUGGACCAAAAGUUGUUCAGAUUAAUCUUGUGAAUGAUAGACAUGAUGAACCAACCGAAGAAUUUAGGGUUUCACUUUCGUCAAAUUCAAGAGUAAUUUUAGGAAAUUCUUCUAAAGUUAAAAUAUUAGACGAUGAUGCUCCACCAGUCAUUGAAUUCACUCGACCUGUUUACGAAGUAUUAGAGAGUAAAGAUUCUGUUGCCGUUGGAAUAUCUGUUACAAAUGGAAAUGUUACUAGACCAGUCACUGUUAGAAUCUUCUCUAGUUUCGGCACAGCAAGCACAGACGAUUUCGUUGGUAUUGAUAAAGAAAUUACAUUUCAACCUGGUGAAAUUGGACCAAAAGUUGUUCAGAUUAAUCUUGUGAAUGAUAGACAUGAUGAACCAACCGAAGAAUUUAGGGUUUCACUUUCGUCAAAUUCAAGAGUAAUUUUAGGAAAUUCUUCUAAAGUUAAAAUAUUAGACGAUGAUGCUCCACCAGUCAUUGAAUUCACUCGACCUGUUUACGAAGUAUUAGAGAGUAAAGAUUCUGUUGCCGUUGGAAUAUCUGUUACAAAUGGAAAUGUUACUAGACCAGUCACUGUUAGAAUCUUCUCUAGUUUCGGCACAGCAAGCACAGACGAUUUCGUUGGUAUUGAUAAAGAAAUUACAUUUCAACCUGGUGAAAUUGGACCAAAAGUUGUUCAGAUUAAUCUUGUGAAUGAUAGACAUGAUGAACCAACCGAAGAAUUUAGGGUUUCACUUUCGUCAAAUUCAAGAGUAAUUUUAGGAAAUUCUUCUAAAGUUAAAAUAUUAGACGAUGAUGCUCCACCAGUCAUUGAAUUCACUCGACCUGUUUACGAAGUAUUAGAGAGUAAAGAUUCUGUUGCCGUUGGAAUAUCUGUUACAAAUGGAAAUGUUACUAGACCAGUCACUGUUAGAAUCUUCUCUAGUUUCGGCACAGCAAGCACAGACGAUUUCGUUGGUAUUGAUAAAGAAAUUACAUUUCAACCUGGUGAAAUUGGACCAAAAGUUGUUCAGAUUAAUCUUGUGAAUGAUAGACAUGAUGAACCAACCGAAGAAUUUAGGGUUUCACUUUCGUCAAAUUCAAGAGUAAUUUUAGGAAAUUCUUCUCAAGUUAAAAUAUUAGACGAUGAUGCUCCACCAGUCAUUGAAUUCACUCGACCUGUUUACGAAGUAUUAGAGAGUAAAGAUUCUGUUGCCGUUGGAAUAUCUGUUACAAAUGGAAAUGUUACUAGACCAGUCACUGUUAGAAUCUUCUCUAGUUUCGGCACAGCAAGCACAGACGAUUUCGUUGGUAUUGAUAAAGAAAUUACAUUUCAACCUGGUGAAAUUGGACCAAAAGUUGUUCAGAUUAAUCUUGUGAAUGAUAGACAUGAUGAACCAACCGAAGAAUUUAGGGUUUCACUUUCGUCAAAUUCAAGAGUAAUUUUAGGAAAUUCUUCUAAAGUUAAAAUAUUAGACGAUGAUGCUCCACCAGUCAUUGAAUUCACUCGACCUGUUUACGAAGUAUUAGAGAGUAAAGAUUCUGUUGCCGUUGGAAUAUCUGUUACAAAUGGAAAUGUUACUAGACCAGUCACUGUUAGAAUCUUCUCUAGUUUCGGCACAGCAAGCACAGACGAUUUCGUUGGUAUUGAUAAAGAAAUUACAUUUCAACCUGGUGAAAUUGGACCAAAAGUUGUUCAGAUUAAUCUUGUGAAUGAUAGACAUGAUGAACCAACCGAAGAAUUUAGGGUUUCACUUUCGUCAAAUUCAAGAGUAAUUUUAGGAAAUUCUUCUAAAGUUAAAAUAUUAGACGAUGAUGCUCCACCAGUCAUUGAAUUCACUCGACCUGUUUACGAAGUAUUAGAGAGUAAAGAUUCUGUUGCCGUUGGAAUAUCUGUUACAAAUGGAAAUGUUACUAGACCAGUCACUGUUAGAAUCUUCUCUAGUUUCGGCACAGCAAGCACAGACGAUUUCGUUGGUAUUGAUAAAGAAAUUACAUUUCAACCUGGUGAAAUUGGACCAAAAGUUGUUCAGAUUAAUCUUGUGAAUGAUAGACAUGAUGAACCAACCGAAGAAUUUAGGGUUUCACUUGCGUCAAAUUCAAGAGUAAUUUUAGGAAAUUCUUCUAAAGUUAAAAUAUUAGACGAUGAUGCUCCACCAGUCAUUGAAUUCACUCGACCUGUUUACGAAGUAUUAGAGAGUAAAGAUUCUGUUGCCGUUGGAAUAUCUGUUACAAAUGGAAAUGUUACUAGACCAGUCACUGUUAGAAUCUUCUCUAGUUUCGGCACAGCAAGCACAGACGAUUUCGUUGGUAUUGAUAAAGAAAUUACAUUUCAACCUGGUGAAAUUGGACCAAAAGUUGUUCAGAUUAAUCUUGUGAAUGAUAGACAUGAUGAACCAACCGAAGAAUUUAGGGUUUCACUUUCGUCAAAUUCAAGAGUAAUUUUAGGAAAUUCUUCUCAAGUUAAAAUAUUAGACGAUGAUGCUCCACCAGUCAUUGAAUUCACUCGACCUGUUUACGAAGUAUUAGAGAGUAAAGAUUCUGUUGCCGUUGGAAUAUCUGUUACAAAUGGAAAUGUUACUAGACCAGUCACUGUUAGAAUCUUCUCUAGUUUCGGCACAGCAAGCACAGACGAUUUCGUUGGUAUUGAUAAAGAAAUUACAUUUCAACCUGGUGAAAUUGGACCAAAAGUUGUUCAGAUUAAUCUUGUGAAUGAUAGACAUGAUGAACCAACCGAAGAAUUUAGGGUUUCACUUUCGUCAAAUUCAAGAGUAAUUUUAGGAAAUUCUUCUAAAGUUAAAAUAUUAGACGAUGAUGCUCCACCAGUCAUUGAAUUCACUCGACCUGUUUACGAAGUAUUAGAGAGUAAAGAUUCUGUUGCCGUUGGAAUAUCUGUUACAAAUGGAAAUGUUACUAGACCAGUCACUGUUAGAAUCUUCUCUAGUUUCGGCACAGCAAGCACAGACGAUUUCGUUGGUAUUGAUAAAGAAAUUACAUUUCAACCUGGUGAAAUUGGACCAAAAGUUGUUCAGAUUAAUCUUGUGAAUGAUAGACAUGAUGAACCAACCGAAGAAUUUAGGGUUUCACUUGCGUCAAAUUCAAGAGUAAUUUUAGGAAAUUCUUCUAAAGUUAAAAUAUUAGACGAUGAUGCUCCACCAGUCAUUGAAUUCACUCGACCUGUUUACGAAGUAUUAGAGAGUAAAGAUUCUGUUGCCGUUGGAAUAUCUGUUACAAAUGGAAAUGUUACUAGACCAGUCACUGUUAGAAUCUUCUCUAGUUUCGGCACAGCAAGCACAGACGAUUUCGUUGGUAUUGAUAAAGAAAUUACAUUUCAACCUGGUGAAAUUGGACCAAAAGUUGUUCAGAUUAAUCUUGUGAAUGAUAGACAUGAUGAACCAACCGAAGAAUUUAGGGUUUCACUUGCGUCAAAUUCAAGAGUAAUUUUAGGAAAUUCUUCUAAAGUUAAAAUAUUAGACGAUGAUGCUCCACCAGUCAUUGAAUUCACUCGACCUGUUUACGAAGUAUUAGAGAGUAAAGAUUCUGUUGCCGUUGGAAUAUCUGUUACAAAUGGAAAUGUUACUAGACCAGUCACUGUUAGAAUCUUCUCUAGUUUCGGCACAGCAAGCACAGACGAUUUCGUUGGUAUUGAUAAAGAAAUUACAUUUCAACCUGGUGAAAUUGGACCAAAAGUUGUUCAGAUUAAUCUUGUGAAUGAUAGACAUGAUGAACCAACCGAAGAAUUUAGGGUUUCACUUGCGUCAAAUUCAAGAGUAAUUUUAGGAAAUUCUUCUAAAGUUAAAAUAUUAGACGAUGAUGCUCCACCAGUCAUUGAAUUCACUCGACCUGUUUACGAAGUAUUAGAGAGUAAAGAUUCUGUUGCCGUUGGAAUAUCUGUUACAAAUGGAAAUGUUACUAGACCAGUCACUGUUAGAAUCUUCUCUAGUUUCGGCACAGCAAGCACAGACGAUUUCGUUGGUAUUGAUAAAGAAAUUACAUUUCAACCUGGUGAAAUUGGACCAAAAGUUGUUCAGAUUAAUCUUGUGAAUGAUAGACAUGAUGAACCAACCGAAGAAUUUAGGGUUUCACUUGCGUCAAAUUCAAGAGUAAUUUUAGGAAAUUCUUCUAAAGUUAAAAUAUUAGACGAUGAUGCUCCACCAGUCAUUGAAUUCACUCGACCUGUUUACGAAGUAUUAGAGAGUAAAGAUUCUGUUGCCGUUGGAAUAUCUGUUACAAAUGGAAAUGUUACUAGACCAGUCACUGUUAGAAUCUUCUCUAGUUUCGGCACAGCAAGCACAGACGAUUUCGUUGGUAUUGAUAAAGAAAUUACAUUUCAACCUGGUGAAAUUGGACCAAAAGUUGUUCAGAUUAAUCUUGUGAAUGAUAGACAUGAUGAACCAACCGAAGAAUUUAGGGUUUCACUUUCGUCAAAUUCAAGAGUAAUUUUAGGAAAUUCUUCUAAAGUUAAAAUAUUAGACGAUGAUGCUCCACCAGUCAUUGAAUUCACUCGACCUGUUUACGAAGUAUUAGAGAGUAAAGAUUCUGUUGCCGUUGGAAUAUCUGUUACAAAUGGAAAUGUUACUAGACCAGUCACUGUUAGAAUCUUCUCUAGUUUCGGCACAGCAAGCACAGACGAUUUCGUUGGUAUUGAUAAAGAAAUUACAUUUCAACCUGGUGAAAUUGGACCAAAAGUUGUUCAGAUUAAUCUUGUGAAUGAUAGACAUGAUGAACCAACCGAAGAAUUUAGGGUUUCACUUUCGUCAAAUUCAAGAGUAAUUUUAGGAAAUUCUUCUAAAGUUAAAAUAUUAGACGAUGAUGCUCCACCAGUCAUUGAAUUCACUCGACCUGUUUACGAAGUAUUAGAGAGUAAAGAUUCUGUUGCCGUUGGAAUAUCUGUUACAAAUGGAAAUGUUACUAGACCAGUCACUGUUAGAAUCUUCUCUAGUUUCGGCACAGCAAGCACAGACGAUUUCGUUGGUAUUGAUAAAGAAAUUACAUUUCAACCUGGUGAAAUUGGACCAAAAGUUGUUCAGAUUAAUCUUGUGAAUGAUAGACAUGAUGAACCAACCGAAGAAUUUAGGGUUUCACUUGCGUCAAAUUCAAGAGUAAUUUUAGGAAAUUCUUCUAAAGUUAAAAUAUUAGACGAUGAUGCUCCACCAGUCAUUGAAUUCACUCGACCUGUUUACGAAGUAUUAGAGAGUAAAGAUUCUGUUGCCGUUGGAAUAUCUGUUACAAAUGGAAAUGUUACUAGACCAGUCACUGUUAGAAUCUUCUCUAGUUUCGGCACAGCAAGCACAGACGAUUUCGUUGGUAUUGAUAAAGAAAUUACAUUUCAACCUGGUGAAAUUGGACCAAAAGUUGUUCAGAUUAAUCUUGUGAAUGAUAGACAUGAUGAACCAACCGAAGAAUUUAGGGUUUCACUUGCGUCAAAUUCAAGAGUAAUUUUAGGAAAUUCUUCUAAAGUUAAAAUAUUAGACGAUGAUGCUCCACCAGUCAUUGAAUUCACUCGACCUGUUUACGAAGUAUUAGAGAGUAAAGAUUCUGUUGCCGUUGGAAUAUCUGUUACAAAUGGAAAUGUUACUAGACCAGUCACUGUUAGAAUCUUCUCUAGUUUCGGCACAGCAAGCACAGACGAUUUCGUUGGUAUUGAUAAAGAAAUUACAUUUCAACCUGGUGAAAUUGGACCAAAAGUUGUUCAGAUUAAUCUUGUGAAUGAUAGACAUGAUGAACCAACCGAAGAAUUUAGGGUUUCACUUUCGUCAAAUUCAAGAGUAAUUUUAGGAAAUUCUUCUCAAGUUAAAAUAUUAGACGAUGAUGGUGAGUUAGUUAAGAUUUUUGUCAUUUAUGCAACGUUACACGUUAUACUGCAUGUAUUCAAAAGAAAUUGGAGGGAAAUGAAACAACUUUUGAGAAAUAUAGUCUUUUUCUUUGAAAACAGGAAAAUUUUAAAAGCACAUCAACUAAGAUCUAAUAUCUAUUUCGUGAAGCAUUAAAUAUAUUUUUCAAUAUCUAGCAUACAACAAAGUUAUUCUUACUAGGAUUGAUCAUUUAUUUGACGUACACUAUACGGAA
Messenger RNA from Xenia sp. Carnegie-2017, 16534 nucleotides. RefSeq lists its product as uncharacterized. The coding region runs from base 70 to 16455 and encodes 5461 amino acids. The transcript has 94 exons. NCBI's taxonomy places the organism in Eukaryota, Metazoa, Cnidaria, Anthozoa, Malacalcyonacea, Xeniidae. Gene Ontology annotation, biological process: cell communication; metal ion transport. The record is from RefSeq and is a predicted model, not a curated record. Gene Ontology annotation, cellular component: membrane.